Messenger RNA from Thecamonas trahens ATCC 50062, 2418 nucleotides. RefSeq lists its product as uncharacterized. The coding region runs from base 1 to 2418 and encodes 805 amino acids. The transcript is spliced from 2 exons. The record is from RefSeq and is a predicted model, not a curated record. Lineage: Eukaryota; Apusomonadida; Apusomonadidae.
AUGUAUGGCGACGAGGAGGGCGACGACGACGGCGAGGACGACGGCGACGACGACGGCGAGCUACUCGAGGACGAUGAUGAUGAUGGUGCUGCCCUUCUGGCUGCUCUAGUAGACUCUGAGGAAGAGGUAACCGCUCCGGCAGAGUCAUCUGAUGCUGCCUUUGACUUUGGCGCCCUUGAUACUACCGAGGAUGGUGACGGUGAUGGUGGUGGUGGUGAUGGUGAUGGCGGCGGCGACGAUGACUCGGAUGAAGAGUUUGACUUUGGCGCCCUUGAUACGUCCGACGACGGAGAUGGUGGUGAUGGUGAUGGUGAUGGCGGUGGCGACGAUGACUCGGAUGAAGAGUUUGACUUUGGCGCCCUUGAGACUACCGACGACGGAGAUGGUGGUGAUGGUGAUGGUGAUGGCGGCGGCGACGAUGACUCGGAUGAAGAGUUUGACUUUGGCGCCCUUGAUACGUCCGACGACGGAGAUGGUGACGAUGACGUCGACUUUGACUUUGGCGACAUCGACUCGUCGCAGCCACAGGCCACCGAUCUCGCGCACUCGACCUCGACGGCGGGCUUUGACUUUGGCGAGACUGAGAGCAAGUCGGCGUCACCGGAGCCCGAGCCGAUCCCGCCGCCUGUCAAGGCGAGUCGGGAGAAGGGUGCGGCCAAGGCCAAGGGUAAGGGCAAGGCUAAGCCUCGACCAAAACCGGAACCGGAGGCGAAGCCUGAGCCUCAACCCGAGGCCAAGAACAAGGGCAAAGACAAGGACAAGGGCAAGGACAAGGGCAAAGGCAAGGAGAAAGACAAGGCCAAGGGCAAGGACAAGGCGUCCUCCGAGGACGGUUCGUUUGUUUAUAUUUCGCCGUUUCCGCCUCGAAAGUCGAUUCUCGACUCUGACGACUCGGAUGGGCCGAGGCUUUCGCGCGAGCCCGCUGCCGCCGACAUGGCGGGGGCCGAGCGGCGUGAUGCCGAGUGGGACGUGCCGCGGCAGAGCUACGCGGGCGCGGGACUGGGCGGCGACGACGAGUACGAGUACGACGAUGAGUACAAAGAACCGGCGCGGCGGCGACGGAGGCGGCACCGCAGCCACCACUCGUCGCGACGACGGCCCGAUUCACUUGCGCCUCCGCCCAAUGAGCGCCGGCGCUUUGGACAGGACCUUGAUCUUGAGCUUGACUUUGACCUCGAUCUCGGGCCGCGGACGUCAGGGCGCGACGUAGGCUCGUCGCGGCACCGACGGCGAACGUCGCGGCACUCGCGGCGGACGUCUCAACGCGGCGGACAGCGCUCGAGCGGGCUGGACGACUUGCGGCCGCUGUCGUCGGUCGACCCGCUGCAUCUGCAGCCGCGCCGGCCGCGGGCGGCACAGCCUGUCAGGUACGAGCGGCUGCGGCAGCCAGGCUACGAGCGAUUGCGUUCACGCUCGCCGCCGCGUCCGCCGGUGGUGCGUGCCAUCUCGCCGCUGCAGCUCCACCGUGGUGCGCUGGGCCCAGGAUCGGGAGCGGGAGCGGGUCAGGCACCGACGCUGUUUUCGUCGGCACCGCAGCACACCCCUACCACCGGCGACGCCGCUCGGUUCCGCCUCUGCUCGCCCGAGCCACAGAGCGUCCGGCCCGGUUUUGGCACCAACGCACCGAGCGGAUCGCUCGCCGGGCUUUCGACCCAGUUUGACGAGCUUGCGCUCGGCUCGAUGCCGCCGGUCCGCUCGCCGCCACGCGCCUGGCCUUCGCAGCUGGCGUAUCCAGUGCAGCCGCCGCCAGCGCAGCAGCAGCAGCAGCAGCAGCAGCAGCAGCAGCAGCCGUUGCAGCCACCGCCGGCGUCGUAUCCGUACUACCAGCCGCCGCCGCCGCCACACUACGCCCAGCUUCCGCAGUACCAUCCGCAUCACUACUCGCCGCCGCAGCACCAGCCGCAGCAGUACUCGCUGCCGCACGGCCACGGCCAGCACCGCGGCUCCCAGCCGGCAGCUCCGCCGCAUUCAUCACGUCCGAUGAAUGCUGGCUUGUCGUCUCUCCCGCAGGGCUCGGAACUGAUGGCGUACUACGCCUCGUUGCCAGAUCCCAAGGCAAGCGCUGGUGCAGAUGCUGGCGUUGAUGCCAGUGCUACUCGCGCGACCAACGAGCCAGGCGCCAAGUCCAGGCUUGAGGCCAAGGCAAGUGAGUCAGCACAGCCUGCGCCGCCGCCGCAGUGGCAGUCGCCCCCGCAGCCGCCCUAUCCGAUGCAGCACCAGUUUGCACCACAGCACCCGUCGCAGCACCCGCCUCAUCCCUACGCCGGCCACCCGCCGCACUCGCCGCAGUACCCGAACCUUGCGUCCAGCUCGCAGCUCUCAUCGGGUCCCUCGGGCGGCAUGGGCUUGUCCGGUGAUCUCCCUCCGUCGUCUUCCGCCUACGAUCCUAGCCCAGCACCGGCCACAACGUGGCUCUAG